AUGGAUCAACAAUUUCUAGGAGUCGAGUCGCAUUUAGACCCGCAGCUUAACGGUGGUCAAAACCGUUUGGUGCCACCCAUGAAUCAGAUUGUCAGCGAUGGGUCCAAGGAUCAGUAUGACUUGACUAAUCCUUCCAACCCAGUGAUUGCAACUGCACAAGCGUUGCUAGGCGAUCUGAGACAACCAGCUAACCAUCAUCAACAGCAGCAGCAGCAGGCGCAAGUACGAGCUCAGGUUCAGGCACAUAUCCAGCAACAGGCUCAAGCGCAUGCACAGGCCCAAGCACAAGCUCAACAACAACAGCAACAACAACAACAACAACACUCCAUACUCCCCCAGAACCACGCUAUCUUGCAACAGCAAUUAACCCCAAAUCAUGGCAACUUGGUCCCCCACAGCCAGCAGCAGCCAAUCCAACCUUUCUAUGGCGUGGGACCAAAUGGAAAUGCCAUGCAACUAGGAAAUAAUGGGCUCAGACAACUGUUCGAUGCUGGGCAGAAGAAUGCCUCGGCCCAUGGUCUCUCCAAUGGCACUAUUAAACUAGGCAAUAAUGGUAACAUUAAGCUCGACAAUGGUAGCACUAAUAAUAAUAACAAUAACAUAAACGACAUUAAUAAUAGCAAGUUAAAUGUGAGUGUCAAGGCAGAUCUUGUUGCUCCAAUUCCGCCACUCCACAUCCAACAGCAGAUUGUUAAUGAAGAGAGACCACCUUUGAAAGGAGAAAAUGGUACUAAUCCAUUGGAUGGUGAUGUUGUCGAUAAUGACACAGUGGAGAGCGUUGUGGGCAUUAGUUCCGGAGGCGGUCAAGUAAUUUCGAAGAGUUCAAAUGAUCCAGGAGUAAACGGAAAUGGUGGGAGCAAUUCCCCAGAACAAGUUCUCCGUAGUCCUUGUUCGAGAUGUAAGAAAGAAUUUGACCAGCCUAUAAUCAUUCCACACAGCCACGAUACUGAGCAAGGUGGCUUGAAGCCUUUGGCUGAACCUAAGAUCUUCAAACUUUGUCAACAUUGUAGAGACUUACAGCGUCAAAGAUCAAGGAGAUGGCAGAAAAAGACCAAGGAUAAGAAUGGUGCGUGUAGGAGAUGUGGUGCUGCCAUCCCAUCUGACCAGCAGAAGUUCGUGUUAUGUCCUGGCUGUAGAAAGAAUUUACGGAUCAGAAAGGCAAAUAGGGCGGCGCAGGGAAAAUGUGUCCAUUGUUCUGGACCGUUGGAUGCUUCAAUUAUCACGGGUGAUGGGGAAAAGCAAAACUCGCUAUCCAAGGAGAAGUACAAACCUGGGAACUAUAAGGUUUGUCAGCGAUGUCGAGAGAAUGAUAAGAUAAGGAGGACCAAUUUGGAAAAAUUAGGAAACUGUAACAGGUGUGCCAAAUCUUUGGAACCUUCAGAAAUAGGUAAGCACAAGGUUUGUUCUAGCUGCAGAAGUAGGAAGAAGAAGCUAAACACUGUUCCGAUGGCUGUGAUGGGAACAACCAAUUCUGCUCCAGUUUCACAAGUUCCUACUUCAAUGUCGACUGGAUCGGGAAAUCAACCAAUCCUCUCUCAACAGCAGUCUACUCUUCUUGGCAAUGGUGCGGGCAUGUCUAUUAGUGGAUCGUCAAACAACGAUCCUGUGGCAAUGAUGAACCCAUUCAAUCAGUUCACACCACAAUCACUGCAAGCACAGCAGGCGCAGCACCUCCAGCAGAUGCAAUCGCAGCAGUAUGCGCAAGCUCAGGUUCAGGCCCAGUACAACCAAGUAUUGGCUCAGCAGCAUUUUGCUAUGGUACAAGCGCAGCAACAGCAACAGCAACAACAGCAACAGCAGCAGCAGCAUCAAUCCAGGUACCAACAGAGCCAAGCCGCGGCCAACAACAGAGCUGUGGAAGAAAUCCAGAACGCCAUUGCUGCAGCAGCUCUGCAAAAUAUUCCGCAAUGA
Dujonia railenensis is the source of this 1911-nucleotide messenger RNA. The record is from the annotation of a GenBank genome assembly. Lineage: Eukaryota; Fungi; Ascomycota; Pichiomycetes; Serinales; Debaryomycetaceae.